Messenger RNA from Wallemia mellicola CBS 633.66, 5903 nucleotides. Its product is annotated as P-loop containing nucleoside triphosphate hydrolase protein. The coding region runs from base 14 to 4702 and encodes 1562 amino acids. NCBI's taxonomy places the organism in Eukaryota, Fungi, Basidiomycota, Wallemiomycetes, Wallemiales, Wallemiaceae. The record is from RefSeq and is a predicted model, not a curated record. Gene Ontology annotation, molecular function: ATP binding; ATP hydrolysis activity; ABC-type peptide transporter activity. The transcript has 7 exons. Gene Ontology annotation, biological process: transmembrane transport. Gene Ontology annotation, cellular component: fungal-type vacuole; fungal-type vacuole membrane.
GUCAUCGAAGUGCAUGCAGGACACUCUGCAAACGUUGCUAUUGCUCCCUAUAGCAGUACCUAUCCUCUAUAGAGCCACUCGGCGACCCGCCGUCGCUUUGGAGGAUAAUCUAGCAUCCCUGGCCAACAGCAAGCCAGAGAAUGCAUUCGAUAUACGCUCCACUUACUAUCGCAUCGAGAACGACAUGAUCCUUGAUCAUUAUCACAAAGUUCACCCAAAAAGUGGGUACAGAAACUACAACAGGGUAUUCUCGAUUUUAGAGUUUUCAAUCGCUUUGGCCGCAUUGGUCACAAUUACUACAACUCGUCCGCAAACGCUUGCGUUACUACCGUCUUAUGCUUACUGGGUCUACCUCGGUUACAUUGCCUUAGAGAGCAGUUACACCACAGACUUCAACUUUGAAAGGAUCAUUUUGGGUACAUUGUAUUUAUUUAUGGUCUCUAUCAUCAGUAUAGCCAAUUCCAUUAUCCCAAGCACGCUUAAUGAACAAUUACUAAUUGCAUUCGCCCUUGCAUAUAUCAUUCCAUCACUUUUCGUACCUUACCAAACAGACAACAUCGCAACAAAACCUCUGGGUGGUCCUGAUUCACCAGCUGCACUUGACGAACCAAAGAGCAUCUUCGAGAGAGCUGCGUUCCUCUAUGUUGAUCCCUACAUAUUCAAACAUUUCCGUAUUCCGGUCAAUAACCAAUCACAAAUUCCUUCAUUGCGCUCUGACAAUCUUACUAGCUAUAUUCUUUUGAAAUUUAGAUCACUUUCAAGCUCUCCACCAACUGUCACCACAUUAAUUCCACGAUUAUUCAAAUGUUUCAAGGCUGACUUGACUUACAUGUUCUUGAUGUCAACGUUUAAGUCGAUAUUUACACUCUCAGCUCCCUUUUGUCUUCAACGCAUCUUGAAACAUAUCAGCAGUCGUGGCGAUGGCACCACUGAUAAGGAGGCUUUCAUUUUCGCGUUUCUACUGUUUGCCGGUCAAAUUGCGGCAUCUCUCUUCAAUCAGCAAGCUCUUCUCGUCGGACGCAAGCUUUGUAUUAACCUACGCUCAACAUUGAUUUCCGAAGUUUUCCUCAAAUCACUCAGGAGGAAGUUCACCCAAGGCGGAACUAAAGAGCAUAGUGAGGGUCAAAAUGGUGAAGAAACAGAAAGUAAGGAAAGUUCAGAUACCUCUUCAAAUGAGGGAAGGAUUAUUAACUUGGUAUCUGUUGAUGCAUUCAAGACAUCUGAAAUUAGUGCUUACUUGCAUUUCCUCUUCCCAGAGUGUCCUUUGACAAUCGUGCUUGCUAUCGUUGGACUUUAUGCUCUGCUUGGAAAAUCAGCGCUUGUCGGUAUUUCAGUUCUUUUACUCACGUUCCCAAUUACAUACUUCAUUAACCGUAUCUUCAUCAAGAUCCAGCAAGAACUUUUGGAGAAGAUUGACGCAAGGUUGGAUCUUGCGACAGAGGUACUCUCCAACAUACAUCUUGUUAAGCUCAAUGCCUGGGAAGAUCGACUCAUUGAGAAAAUGAACAUCACCAGAGCAAAAGAACUCAGUGUCUUGAAAAAGCGUUUCGCUGCUUGGAUCUUCAACGGUAUUUUCAUGUGGGGAACUCCAAUUGGGGUCACUGUGUUGACUUUCAUGGCACACACCAAAAUUUUUGGUCAAGUUCUGACAUCCCAGGAAGCAUUUACUGCACUUCUCCUCUUCAGCAUUCUGAGAUCACCACUUGAGGCGCUACCUGAAGUUGUUGUUCACGUUUUGCAAGCCAAGAUUUCUUGCGAUCGUAUCGCCGAAUUUCUUAACAACGAAGUUGAUACAUCCAAGUACCAGCAACUCAGUGGUCCAAAGGAAAUUGGUGAUCCAACAAUCGGUUUCAAGAAUGCUACACUUGUCUAUGAAGGCGAUGGAAAUAUAGGAUUCGCCCUACGCAAGCUUAACCUUGAUUUCCCUGUCGGGAAGUUCAGUGUUAUUGCCGGACCCGUUGGUAGUGGAAAGACGUCUCUCUUGGACUCUCUUCUUGGUGAACUUUCAUUGGUGGAUGGUAGAGUGUUUAUGCCAUGCACUAUGAAUGCGGAAACAAUCAUCCCAGAUGAGCACACAGGGCUUAAGGAUACCAUUGCAUAUGCACCUCAGAAUCCAUUCUUGUUGAGCAGCACCAUCAAGGAGAAUAUUCUCUUUGGAUCUCCAUUCAAUAAGAAACGUUAUGAGGAAGUCCUUAAAGCAUGUGCUCUUCUUCCUGACUUGGCGUUAUUCGACGAUGGUGACGAAACUGAAGUCGGUGAGAAGGGUACUUCAUGCUCAGGUGGUCAAAAAGCCAGAAUAUCGUUGGCUAGAGCUAUCUACUCCCCAGCCAAGCAUCUUCUUCUCGAUGAUGUGCUUUCAGCUGUGGAUGCUAAUACAGGACAGAACCUUAUCAAAAACGCCCUCCUUGGUCCCCUCAUGCGUAAUCGCACGGUUAUUCUAGUUACUCAUCACGUUGCCAUGUGUGCUGCGAAAGCAUCUUACGUCGUAUUUUUACGUGAUGGUCUGGUGGAUGGUGCUGGUACAGCCGAUGAACUACGUAAACAAGGACUUUUGGACGUGACACACGCUGAUAUUGAGGAUGUUCCACCUGAAGAAAAGAAGGAACCUGAGUUGCACGACAAGAGAUUGGAAACUGUCCAGGAUGGACAUCAUCUCAUCUCGAACAACAUCUUGGUUGAAGGUUAUGCAACACCGGUUAGCGACAAAAGAAAAAGUACAGUAUCUAUUAAUGCGGAAAUACCAGUAUCAGACACAACAACCCCAAAGAAGACACUCAUUGAAGAGGAAAAGAAGAGCGAAGGAGCUGUCAGUAUGGAAGUGUACAAACUUUACGCAGUUUCUCUCGGUGGUACAAUGUUCUGGUUAGUAAUGUUCUUCACAUUUAUUGGAGCGCAAUCAUCUGAAGUUGGUGCAUCAUAUUCUCUCCGUUUAUGGACUAGCGCAUACGAUGACGCAUCAACAUCAUUCAAUUACAUAGUCACUCGCACUGCAAUGCUCUUCGUACCUGAAGGAGACUUCACUACUGCAACAUUGACUGACAAACAUGAUUCAACAAACUAUUACUUGGCUAUAUAUGUUUUAGCAUCAGCUGGAUAUAUUAUGCUCUCAUCCCUCUGUAUGUUCGUAAUGUUCAACGCAUCUGUCAACGCUUCUAGGAAGUUAUACAACAGGAUGUUAACUCGUGUGAUGAAAACACGUAGCAGAUUCUUCGAUAGUACACCAACUGGUAGAAUCAUGAACCGUUUAUCUAAGGAUAUUGAAGUUGUUGACCAGGAAACUGCACCAGUCGUUCUAUGGUUCUUGCAUUCAUUGGUUUUGGCUCUCUUCAUUCUGUUAGUCAUCGUAUUCGCCGCUCCAGCGUUCGUAUUUGGUGCAAUCUUCGUCGCGAUCAUUUAUUACAUUAUCGGUACUCUUUACCUCCAGACAUCUAGAGAUGUCAAGCGUGUAGAAAGUUUGACAAGGUCACCAAUUUUCUCAACAUUUUUCGAGUGUCUCAAUGGUGUCGUCAGUAUUAGAGCAUAUUCAGCGACGAACAUAUUCCAAAAUCGCGUUUUCCAACUCAUUGACGAAAACAACGCUGGAUUUUUGAUGUUAUGGAUAACUAACCGUUGGUUAUCCUUGCGUAUAGAUGUUGCUGCAGCGUUUAUCAGUUUGACUACAGCAAUUUUCUUGCUCUUGGAUAAAAACAUUUCGCCUUCGAUGGCUGGUUUCGCAUUGUCUUAUGCUAUCACCUUCAACGAGGCUGCUCUUUGGGUUGUCAGAUUGAGUGCACAAACGGAAAUCAACCUGAACUCUGUCGAACGUAUUGGAGAGUAUUUGGAUCUAGAGCAAGAGCAGAAAGAUGAUGAGGGUGAUAUGCCCGGUCCAGAAUGGCCAAGUGAGCAUUCAUACAUUGAUAUUCGAUCAUUGUGUGUCAGAUACUCUCCUGAGCUUAGAAGAGUACUCGAUGAUGUUUCAUUUGUUGUCAAGCCUGGCGAGAAGGUUGGUAUUUGUGGACGUACUGGAUCAGGUAAAUCUACAUUAGUUCUCUGCUUGAACCGUAUAUUAGAAUUGGAAAGUGGCUUAAUCUCAAUAGAUGGUAACGACAUUUCUGAAUUGAAACUCGAGGCUAUAAGAAACCGUAUUACAACAAUUCCUCAAGAAGCACAAUUAUUCGCUGGUACAGUUCGUGAGAAUCUCGAUCCGUUUGAUGAAUUCAAUGACGAUGAGAUCUGGGAAAUACUUAAACGUGUAAAAUUAGCCUCAUCCCUCGAUGCGUCGAUGACAUCUUUACCAGACUCAUCAAACGUCGACAGAACAGCUAUAAAAUCAUUAGGCGAGAAGGUAUCUCAAAAUGGAAAGAACUUUAGUGCAGGUCAACGUCAAUUACUUGCACUCGCUAGAGGUCUUCUCAAACUCUCUCAUGCCAAAUCUAAUAUACUCCUCUUAGAUGAGUCAACGGCUAAUUUAGAUUCACAUUCUGAUGAAGUUAUUCAAAAAGCACUUCGUUAUGAUAUGGAUAACGUAACCAUUUUAUGUGUUGCCCAUAGAUUACGUACAAUUGCAGACUAUGACAAAAUUCUAGUUUUAGAUGCCGGACGCGUCGUUGAAUUUGAUUCUCCUGCUAAUCUUUAUAGAAAGAAUGCCAACUUUACUGCACUCUGUAAACAAUCUGGUGAGGAUGCAGAACUGGCGAAGAUCAUAUUCGGUAAAGAGAAAUAAUUUAUAUGUAAAAAAGACAAAAGGGUUUAAAAUGUAUUUCAUUGCAUUAUUAAAGUUAAGGUAUUGAAGAUUAGUCGAGUGGCUUGUAUGUAUUCUGGAAGAUAUCUGUGAAAAGUGUGCGACCUUUGAAAGACCCUGCCCAUGCACCGAAUGAGAGACAACCGAGUCUAAUAGCACCACCUUUCAUACCAACAGCUACUGCCAUGAUAGUUGGACCAGUUGAAUACUUCUUAGAAGCUUCCUUGCCAGUAGAAAGACUGAGAAUGUUGGUAGCAAUGUAACUAGAGUGACGCUUAGCAUUGACGAACGUUUUGAGUUCGUCCACGUCAACUAUAUCACCCAUAGCGAAGACUCUGCCAAGUUUAGGAGAAUCAACAAGGAGCUUAUCAUUAACUUUAACCAAACCCUUAUCAGAAAUGAGAGACUCUUCGAAUGCUUGAACAAGUGACACAUUUGGCUUAGUUCCCAUCGCGUUGAAUAUAUAGUCAGCUUGGAGUUCUUUUCCAGAUGUAGUUUUGAUAGUUCUCUCGUCGCCAUAACCGAAAUUGAUUUCUUUGAUAUUAUCAACACGUUCGUUCAAUACAAUAUUAGCACCAAGCUUGGUCAACUGCUUAUGUAAUUCGUUGUGAAGACCUACUUCUUUACCACAAAGAUCACCUUGUGAAUGUACGAGUGUAACUUCCUUAUCUGUGUACCUUUCGCAUAACUCGCCAGCCAUUUCUACACCGAGUGGGCCACCACCGACGAUUACAACUUUUUGCGCUUUCUUAAAUUCAUCUUGCAUAGUCUUAAGGUGAUCUUUAAUUUCCAUUGAUUGUGUAUCAGGACGACAAGGGAAAGCGUAGUUUGAGCCAGUUGCCAACAAGAGAAUGUCAUAUGGUAUAUUAUCACCCAAUUUAGUUGUUUUGUCCACUUUAACCGAUUUAUCAUCAAAGUUGAUUGCUUUCGUGCCCUUAAUGAGGACAUGUCUCGAUUUCUCGCCAAAAACCUUAUCGAGGGAAGCGACAACUUGAUUUUCCCAGGAUGGUGCAACGCCCGCUCUUAAAGCUGCAGGUGGGAAGAACGCAUAUUCGUUAGCUUCAAUGAGUACAAUCCUGUGCGUUUGCGGUAAUUUUUUAUGAAUACUCUGAAUAACGCUCAUUGAGCUGUUUGCUCCUACAAUUACUACGUUUUUCAAUUCUUCUGGCAUGAUACUACUCGC